AUGAUGGGAAUGGCGGCUCUGCGUCAAAGAGAGACUCCAAUGAUCGAACAAAGGACAGGGAAUCUAAGCAUUAGAUAUAGAAGAUUCUUGGGGAGGCCAACUUAGAAGGGAAAUGGGUCUGACUAGCUCUGGUUUUUCUCUCUAUAAACUACGCUUAUUUUUUAUGAAAGUUUCAUCCUUUUCUUUUUCUUUAACGAAUCACUUUUAUUAAUUUUCAUCUAAUAAAUGAAAUUUCAAUUGAAAGCUCCAAAGAACCCAAAUUUUUGCAGCUCAAGUGCCCACCAGGCACCAACUAAAUACCCUGUCUUAUUCUGAUUCCAGAUGCUGAUUAGUGUUUUCUAGUGCUUUUCUUACUUGUUUCCACUAAUUGUUUGCUUAUGAAACACUUGAGCUUAUGAUGAUCUUCGCUUUCUUGUUUCAUAAAAUCUCUUAAGAGGUAUGUAAUUAAAUCCUUUUUCGUUUUAGUUCUAAAAUUCCACAACCUUCGUUUCUUUCAGUUCCAAAUCUUCAAUUUUGUGUUUUUACCCUUGCGUUUAAUCAGCACUCUUUUUUUUUUUUUUUUUUUUUUUUCUGUGAAGGCCCCAAUCACAAAUUUGCGUUGUUCAUUACUGUAUUCCCUUGGAAUAUUGGUUCUAGUUUCAAACCCAGUAUUUAUUUAUGCAUUUUUUUUUUCACGGUGUUUUCUUUUUCGAGCCAUUGUUCUUAACAUAAAUGUGAACAUGCUUGAAUCAUAGGCCUCGAUGUCAAUCGUCUGUGGCCUUCCAAUCGUUGAAUGUCUGUAUUGCUUGGCAUGUGCUCGUUGGGUGUGGCAGAAAUGCCUGUAUAAUGCAGGACAUGAAAGUGAGAACUGGGGCCUAGCCACAGCUGAAGAAUUUGGGCCUAUUCCCCGCCUUUGUCGCCUAAUUCUGUCUGUCUAUGAAGAUGAUCUUCGAAACCCACUUUGGGCACCCCCAGUAGGCUAUGGCAUCAAUCCUGAUUGGAUCGUUUUGAGGAAAAAUCAUGAAGAAACAGGAGGACAUGUAACUCCUUAUUUGAUUUACCUUGAUCAUGAAAAUGCUGAUAUAGUUUUGGCUAUUAGAGGGCUUAAUUUGGCAAAGGAAAGUGACUAUGCUGUUUUGCUUGAUAAUAAAUUGGGUCAGACUAAGUUUGAUGGUGGUUAUGUGCACAAUGGGCUAUUGAAGGCUGCAAAAUGGGUUUUUGAUACAGAAUGUGAGGUUUUGAGGGAUUUGGUUGAGAUGAAUCCAGAUUAUAAAUUGACUUUUGCAGGGCAUUCUUUAGGGGCAGGAGUGGUGGCACUGAUGGUGAUAUAUGUAAUUAAGAAUAGGAAUAGAUUGGGGAAUAUUGAGAGGAAGAGGAUCAGAUGCUUUGCCAUGGCUCCAGCUAGAUGCAUGUCACUGAAUUUGGCUGUGAGAUAUGCUGAUGUUAUCAAUUCUGUUGUGUUACAGGAUGAUUUCUUACCACGGACUACCACUGCUUUGGAAGAUGUUUUCAAAUCACUUUUAUGUUUGCCUUGUCUACUAUGCCUAAUGUGCUUGAAGGACACGUGCACUCUUGAGGAGAAGAUGCUUAGAGACCCAAGAAGGCUUUAUGCACCUGGCCGCCUGUACCACAUUGUUGAGAGAAAGCCCCUCAGGAUAGGAAGAUUUCCCCCAGUUGUCAGGACAGCAGUCCCUGUAGAUGGGAGAUUUGAGCACAUAGUUCUUUCGUGUAACGCAACCUCUGACCAUGCCAUUCUGUGGAUAGAGAGGGAAUGUCGAAGGGCUCUUGAUGUAAGUUCCUGUCUUUAUCUAGGCAGGAAACAUUUCCAAGUAGCUGAGCAAAUGACUUGUCAGAUUUUAAUAGUACUGAUUGCUGCCACUGCUGCUCUGCGUCAAUUGAUGAGAUUUACAUUUGAUGCUGGAGAAAGAUCAGAUCAUGAGGAUUCCAGCACAGCAGCAGAUGGAGCGACAGGAAUUUAUAGCACGAGAACAUAGUGAGGAGUAUGAGGCAGCUCUUCAGAGAGCUGUUGCUUUAGACAUUCCACAAGCCUACUCAUCUUCUCCAUAUGGAACUUUUCAUGUAUUGGAAGAAGGGGAGACUUCUGGCAGCUCAAGUGGAGGAAUUUCAUUAUUGUCAUUCAAGAAAAUAAGGGAACGUUGGGAUAAUUUUAUAGACCGUCUUUUUGA
This is a messenger RNA of Hevea brasiliensis (rubber tree), 2165 nucleotides long. RefSeq lists its product as uncharacterized. Gene Ontology annotation, biological process: lipid catabolic process. The coding region runs from base 741 to 1973 and encodes 410 amino acids. The transcript is spliced from 6 exons. Lineage: Eukaryota; Viridiplantae; Streptophyta; Magnoliopsida; Malpighiales; Euphorbiaceae. The record is from RefSeq and is a predicted model, not a curated record.